This is a messenger RNA of Lycium barbarum (goji berry), 729 nucleotides long. RefSeq lists its product as uncharacterized. The coding region runs from base 1 to 729 and encodes 242 amino acids. The record is from RefSeq and is a predicted model, not a curated record. Lineage: Eukaryota; Viridiplantae; Streptophyta; Magnoliopsida; Solanales; Solanaceae. The transcript is spliced from 2 exons.
AUGGUCUCUUCUGAAAACAAUGAUUUGCUUUGUGCACUUCCAUCCCAGGAAGAAGUAAAGAAUGUUAUUUUUGAACUUAAAGGAGAGAGUGCUUGUGGUCCUGAUGGAUUAUCAGGAACUUUCUUUCAUUCAUGUUGGGACAUUGUAGGAAUAGAUGUAUUCAGAAUAGUUCAGGCUUUCUAUGAAGGUCAUAUUUUCCCAAAAUCAGUAACUUAUACUAAUUUGGCGUUGAUCCCUAUGAAAUCAGAAGUUCACACUUUUGGGGAUCUCAGACCAAUAUGCUUGAGUAACUUCAUAAACAAGGUCAUUUCGAGGGUGGUUCAUGGAAGACUAGAUAAGAUUCUACCAGGUUUGAUCUCUAGCAACCAUUCUGGUUUUGUGAAGGGAAGAAGCAUUAUUGAGAAUGUGUUGCUCACUCAAGAAAUUGUCACAUAUAUUAGAAAGAGAGUUUUGUUGAAUGGCCAUUCUUAUGGUUUUUUCCACUCUACAAGGGGUGUGAAGCAAGGUGAUCCAUUGUCACCUGCUGUAUUUAUACUUUCAGCAGAAGUGCUAUCUAGAGCACUUAACUCUUUAUUUGAGCAUGAUCAGUAUAAGUGCUUUGGUAUGCCUAAAUGGAGUGCAAACCUCAAUCAUCUUGCUUAUGCUGAUGAUACAAUCAUCUUUGCAUCAGCUGAUAAACUAUCAUUGGAACUGAAUAUGAAUGUUUUGAGAGAUUAUGAAAAGUUGUAA